Molecule: messenger RNA, 1045 nt
Organism: Amborella trichopoda
Lineage: Eukaryota; Viridiplantae; Streptophyta; Magnoliopsida; Amborellales; Amborellaceae
Product: ARP2/3 complex 16 kDa subunit (p16-Arc)
Biological process (GO): Arp2/3 complex-mediated actin nucleation; regulation of actin filament polymerization
Cellular component (GO): actin cytoskeleton; Arp2/3 protein complex
Source: RefSeq, a predicted model, not a curated record
ACUCUCCGCCUCGGUCUUUGCGGUUGGUUGCAGAGGAGUAAAGCAACCAACAAACAACUGCUUCAAAAUUAGGGUUCCAUUUCUGAAAAGGGAAUUAGGUUCCCAUAAAGGAUCAUCGCAAAAAGGGAAAUUAGGGUUCCGUGACAGCUUCUUAAAGGGGAGAUUAGGGUUGUAAUAAAGCUCCUGGUAAAGGGGCGUCAAUGAAAGCUUCUUGAAGGGGAAAUAUAGGGUCUGUGAAAAUUUCUGAAAGGGAGGAAUUAGGGUUUCACGAAAUGGGAAAUUAGGGCCUCGGUCUCUUGAGAGGCUUCUUGAAAGGAGAAAUUGGGGUUUCAUGAAAGCUUCUAAGAAUGGCAGGAGAAGAAAGUUUUGUGGAGGUGGAUCAUGCAGAGGCGAUCAUAACUAGGAUAGAGCACAAGUCUAGGCAAAUUGAACGCUUACUCAGACUAUCUAGGCCUGUUGAGGCACUGAAAACAGCUCUUGAAGGCUCCCCUCCAAAGACCAUAGAUGAGAGGUGCAAGUCUGCAAAUUGGAUAGUGGUUCACCGUGCAAUGAUGGCAAUUAAAGAUGUGGAUGCCUUGUUUUCUUCUUUGGAUCCCGAGUACUAUGACAUCUUAAUGAAAUAUUUGUAUAGAGGCCUGGCUACUGGAGAUAGGCCGACAUGUGAUCAAUGCCUCCGGAUCCACGAGAGGCUGACUGAGCGUGCCGGUUUGGGAUGCAUUCUACGUGCGCUGGCUGACACUGUAAACACCGUCUAGAACAACCAACUACGUGAAACUUUGGUUUUCUUCUCUUUUCUUUUUCCUUUUGCCCUUUCUUUCUUAAGUGUGCACAAAUGAUAUGUUUUUUCACCUCUUAAUCAAUUUGGGGAAUGUACUUGUGCAUAGGAUUCAUGUUUUGACAAUAUGAGAGUAUGAUAGAAAACCAAAACCCCAGCUCCCCAGAAAUCUCUCUCUCUAGCACGGCCUUUCAUACUGUAAAAACGUGAUUUAUGAGGCUAUAAAAGCCGGGAGAGGGGGUUGGACAACUUCUCUCUUCCAUCCCUCAU